This is a messenger RNA of Onychostoma macrolepis, 1845 nucleotides long. RefSeq names its product amnion associated transmembrane protein (gene amn). The transcript has a single exon. Gene Ontology annotation, biological process: intracellular protein localization; receptor-mediated endocytosis. The record is from RefSeq and is a predicted model, not a curated record. Lineage: Eukaryota; Metazoa; Chordata; Actinopteri; Cypriniformes; Cyprinidae. The coding region runs from base 188 to 1615 and encodes 475 amino acids. Gene Ontology annotation, cellular component: endocytic vesicle; apical plasma membrane.
UUGCCUAUUAAACAUUUUACAGUAGUCUUAAUGUGAGUCUUUAUUGUCAAUAUAGUAUAUGUUUGACUGACAAAAUAGUUCUUGUGAAUUUGUCACUAAGUUAAAGCUUGAGCACUCAUGUGACAGUCACACCGUUAGUGACUGACCAAAGGUCGCUCUGUCUUUCUUCCUACCCAUUCCUUUCACCAUGGCUCUUCGACACAACGUCUUGCUUUUUCUUUGCAUUUUACCUUUUACUAAUGCACUCUACAAGCAAUGGAUUCCAGAUACCAAUUUUGAAAACGCUACCAAUUGGGAUAAAGGCUCUGUACCCUGCGGUAACGACCAAGUGGUGUUUUUAGCUCAGAGGAAAGUAUCAGUGUAUGUAGAAACGGCUCACACUAUCACUGGAAUGAGCUUGCCGGUGGAUGGAGAACUGAUUCUGGCAUCUGGCGCUGGGUUUACUGUAAGAGAGGGUGGAGAUCCUGGUUGUGGAUCUGGGGUCACGGCACACUUUAAAGACCCAGAAUCUCGGAAAUGGUUUGACCCAUCGCUGUGGGUGGCUGCGACCACAAUCGACGACUUACACAGAGGCACAUAUCAGUUUUCAGUUCACGAGGAGAGUGUCCCGUGCCAGUAUGACGACGUGGUAUUUCGAGAGGCCACCUCAUUCCGUGUGGACGUUUCAUCGGAUCAUGACGUGCCUGUGAAGAGUGUGUCUGUACUUGGGAAGAAGUUCACCAGCAGCUCUGAGUUUUCUCAGUACUUGUCAUCCAAUUCCGCCAAGCUGCAGUUCCAUGGCUCCUCAUCCCUUAAAGUUGGCGGUUCAAGCUGUGACGAUAUCACGGGGUGCAUUUGUGACAACUCUGGAAAUCGAGACAGGAUCUGUUCAAAUGUGAAAUGCGAUUCGUUGGAGUGCAAGAAAGCCUUGCACCCAGUGGGACACUGCUGCAACGUUUGUGGUGCCGUCGUGAACGUUCAGUUCUCUUCGAGCUUCAACUUUGAGUCGUAUCGCCAGCGUCUGCAGCACCUCUUUCUCAGCCAGCAUAAAUAUGAAUCUGUACAGAUGGCCAUGUCGAAAGUAUCAAAAGAGCAGAGGCUGCUGCGAGUGAUUCCUUUCGGAGUCACUCAGGAGAUUCAGGUGUUGCUUCUGGACCAGAAAACAGGUCAGGAAGCCGGGAAGCUGGCAGAAGCUGUCGCUCGAGACGUAGUGCAGGAUGUGCACAACCACGGCUUGAACAUCGGCAUCACCAGCGCGGAGUUCCAGGCGUCAUCCGGGGCAAGCAGCAGCGAAGUGGCUGGAAACAGUGCAGGGGUCGUGGUGGGUGCAGUGCUGGGCUCCCUGCUUGGAGUGGGUCUACUUGCAGGCGUUGUUAUGCUCUACCGUCGCGGCAUCGUUAAGAUACCCAGAAUGCCCAGCAUCCCCUCACUCAGCAAGUGGAAGAACAGUAGUGAGAUUGGGGAGCUUGGUGGCCCCUUGGACCACGGCUUUGACAACCCCAUUUUUGACAAACCGACUAUGAUGCCUGAGGAACCAGGGCUGUACGGGACAGAGAUGAUAAACUCGAUAACCCUAACUCAGUCAGGAGUGCAUUUCGUAAAUCCUGUUUAUGAUGAAACUGAUUUCAAUGCAUGAGCGGUGUAGUAUCAGCUGAUCUGAUGGGGGAUGUGAUGACAAAAUCAUGUGAAUAAAACUUUAACAGCUUAACAUAACAAUCCUUGAUGAAUUAAUCUCAAAAUGACACAAAUUGAAAAAAAAAAGUUGUUAGAGUGCUUGUGGUAAAAUAAAAUACACUACUGUAUGUUGCUCACAUGCUGAAUUUCAUACCACAUAAUCAUAUUUCUCUUAAUAAAAAAUUGCAAGCA